Branchiostoma belcheri (Belcher's lancelet) is the source of this 3437-nucleotide messenger RNA. Its product is annotated as Usher syndrome type-1G protein homolog. Lineage: Eukaryota; Metazoa; Chordata; Leptocardii; Amphioxiformes; Branchiostomatidae. Gene Ontology annotation, molecular function: protein binding. The record is from RefSeq and is a predicted model, not a curated record. The coding region runs from base 267 to 1676 and encodes 469 amino acids. The transcript is spliced from 9 exons.
GACCACAGGUAAGUGGGCCCCGCCCUGGUCAGAAACAACGCAGACAGACUGUACCGUUAUCCGGACCUGCCUGCCGUCCUGUAACGUCUGUACGGCCUUCUGACUAACGUCUUAAUACUCUUCUUUUGGUGUGGAGUACGAGAUCACAUCGUUGUUCUGCUGGACGUACCGGGGUUAGGCCGGAACCCGACGUUUGGGCUCGAGUGACAACUGAAAUUCAGUGUUAUUUUGCAGCUGUUACGCGGAGCUAGCAAGCAGGUUUUACCAUGAGCAACUCCGGCCGUUUUCAUCGGGCAGCCCGGGAUGGGUACCUGGACCUGCUGAAGGAAGCUACUCGUAAGGACUGUAAUGAACGGGACGAGCUGGGGAUGACCCCGACACUGUGGGCAGCAUAUCACGGCAACCUGGACGCCCUGAGACUGUUAGUCAGCAGAGGGGGUGACCCUGACAAGACAGACUACCAGGGCAGCACUGCGCUGCAUCACGCGGCGGCUAACGCACACAUCAGCUGCCUCACCUUCCUGGUACAGUUUGGCUGUAACAUCUGGGGACUGGAUAAUGACUACCACACGCCGCUGGACGUCGCUGCCGUCAACGAGCGGAUGGACUGUGUCCGUUAUCUGGACUCUGUGGUGGCACAACAGUCCAAGAUGAAUGUAAAGGUUGUAAAGAAACUGAAGGAUAAACAGUUCAAGGAAGCAGAAAAGAGGAUUAAGAAGUUCAGCAAGAUGCAGAAAGAACAGGAGCGUCGUGUGGAGAAGUAUCAUGUGAAGACAGAGAAAAAAUUAUCCACAUCUGAAGAGAAAGGCCCUGGAGUGCCUGGAGGCCCGCACCGGCGCAACUUUCACCCAAACACUCACAUGAACUUCUCUGAGGCUACUGCAUUAUCCAAGAAAAAGGGCAUACCGAAGAAGAUAGCUGACAAGAGAAAACAAAGUGAUUCUGCUGCAGUGUUCAAGGUCAGCAGUAUUGAGGAUGGGAAGCGCAGUCUGCGUUCUCUGUCAGGUACCAUGCUGCAGGACCAGAACGUCCUUCUGGGGAACCCUGUGUCUGCUAAAGGUCAGAGGUCAACAGAUCCUGACAUGUCAGAUGAAGAAGAUGAUGAUUCUGUCUCCCGUGCUGUUAGUGAACCAAACUUCAACUACAGGGAUGGCAGUGAUACCCAGAGCACUAUCCUGGACAGACCUGGUUUUGGCAACAUCGUGUUUCGCCAGAACUACCCAACAGCAGCCAUGUUUUCUCUGCCAGCCGGGCAGCAGAAUGGAGGGAAGGACACUGAUCAGGUGGACAGGUUGGACUCCAUAACCACCAUCCUGGCGGCACAGGAGGCUUACGACCAGGACCAGAACACCGGGAUGGGAAACAACGGCACGGGACUGCCCUCAGACCGACCUUGGGAGGAUGACGGUCUGGACGACCUUGACCUUGAUGAAGACGAGCUGAAUGGCAACGCCUCGUCUCCCCUUCAGUUGUUCCUGAGCAUCCACAACCUGGCAGAAUACCUGCCUGUAUUUAACAGGGAACAGAUAGACCUGGAGGCCCUCAUGCUGUGCACAGAUGAAGACCUGAAAAGCAUCAACCUUCCCCUCGGUCCGCGCAAGAAGCUGAUGGACUCGGUGACCAGGCGUAAGGCCGUGUUACAUGAACCGGGGUCACUGGAGGACACUGCACUCUGAAACAACUAGAGACUAAAGUCCCUGUCACACAUUUGCAACCUUUCCCUGAUUCCAUUCCCUGACACCAGCCGAUUGGGUUCCCAUGAUUUUCGGGACCACUCUGACCAAACUUGGGCCACGCGUACCCUUCUAUCCUAAUCGAAAUGAAUUUGAGUUAAAUUGGAGUAAAAUUUGAUCCCUUAACAUGCCCCAAACACUGGUGACUUACGUGUACUCCCAGAUAGUAGGCUGGUGCUUUUUUUACUGUCAAACUUUACUUGACAGAAACUUACUGUUCUUACUUUACUUACUGUCAAAAAGCAGCGAAGUAUGACACACCUUCCAAACACCCCACAAAUAUUUUUAACAUUUUGAAACAUUCGACUGGUACAGCCGAAUUCGCCGAACAAUGACUUUGCACUGACCUACUCCAAACCAUAGUCUGUGGACGUUUGUCUAGUGUUUGGGAGACCAAAUUCGUGAACGUGUGACAAGGGCUUUAACCGAGAUUACCCUAGCUUCUCUAUUGAUGAAUGUUAUUGGGGCCAGUGCAGGACACUGUGAAAAGUGAAUAUUUUCUCAGGCAGAAAUAUGUUUGUUAUUUUCUUGAAAGCCUUUUUGCCUGUUAUGACCUGAAAGUGUAAAAAAAGAAACAUUCUAUGGGAGACAACAAAUCUCAUGUUUUAACUACUGUACUGUACCACCAGUACUGUAUCAGUACAGCUGCACUGGUUCCCUAAAAAUUAUCAUCAAAAGUAUGUACUUCAGUCUUCAUCUAUGUGCUCAUGAUUAUUCAAAUUCAAUACAUGUGAAAAUUUCACUGCAUAAAUGUUAUAGAUAAUAUGAAUAACAUCAAACAAAACAGUUUUAUUAUUAUGAUAAUCUUCUCAUUUUUUUUAGUAGACUCAGACACUACAGAUGUAUGAAUGUGAUAGGUAAAUACAUUUUUAGCAAUCAUGUCUGAAUACAAAGCCAUACAUGUACAUGUAUAUUACUGUUAUUGGUACUGAUAGAAUCACUCGGGUCAUUAUCAUCAUCAUUGCAGCAUACUGUAUCUGCAACUAGAUCUACAGAGUUGUAAGCUAUUGCUUUCCUAUACAAUGUAUAUAUACAUGUAGUUAGGAUAAAAGUUCAGGCAACUCAUAUCAGAACUGUGCAGAUAGUAUACCCUGGGUUUACCAUUUACAUCAAUUUUAGUAUUCUUUACUUUUUGUACAUGCAAUGUAAUAACAAGUAAAUAGCUUGUAUGUACAUUCACAGGAAACUACUAUGCACAGUAAGGAUAUGGCAGGGCUCAUAGUUCUCUGUAGAAAUAUUAGUAGUACUCUAUAAUCUGUUGCAGAUGACUGUUAAAAUUCUAUUGAUAAGAGUCUUCCUAUAGGUAAGCUUUAUGCCAGGCAGGUUUCUGGUCUGACUGAUUUUUGAGGCUAAUUGUGAUUACAUGGGGGAAACUGGUCAUUGAAGGUGUUGAGUGUGAUUUAAAUGUAAAAUUAAAUGAGACACUGUUCUGUGUUCACAGAACGAUUGUAUUAACCUCUCCCUGCUGUCCAACUUUAUGGCCUGGCAAUACAUGAUGUGGAGUCACAUUUAGGUUUAAGUACUAGGGAGAAGUGUCAUGUGCCUAGUGUACUAAAUGUAGGGGUUCAUGGAAAAAGGAGUCCUGUCCAGAUGGCAGAAAAAGCAGUCCAGUCCAAUUUGGGGGUGGAAAAAGCAGUUUGGUGGUUUCUGUGUGUAGUAGCGCCCCCUUGCAAAAUACGAUAAAAGUACAAGCAGUCUGAUGCG